AUGAUCGAGGCCUCAUCACCGUUGGCGGCCAUGCAGCCGCCUGCGUUCAUAGGCCAUUGCGGCUUCAGAGGAGAUGCUCCGACAUCGUUUGGCUCUUUCGCAGGCCCCAGACCUUAUGCCACAAGCAACUUCAACUUCAGGGAUCUAUCCAUGAAGAGAUCAAUGCAGAAGCCGCAGUCAGACUACUUCAGCCUCAAGCCCGUUCGAGGGUCUUCGCCUACCGCAAGUCUGGCAGCCGAUCUUUCUCAAAACUUUCAUAUUGAUCAGAGGCGAACUAGUCCGCAAGUACCUACGCCUCGGCGGGCGCUCUUUCCCAACAGCAUGUUUGCAACUCAGGAUGGCCAGAGACACCUCACCACGCCUCCUAUACCGUCGUCCUCUCCUGGGGUCCAUGACUCCAUGGACAUCGACCUCUCUCCACUGCCACACAAGGCUCCCUUCUCUACAGUAGUGGAAGUACAGCUGCAUUCGCCCACUCCCGAAUCUACACCAUCCGAAUCGCCCUUGCUGCCCGUACCAUCUCCACCCGCCUCAGACAGUCCUACAGACACUAUGCACCUCAACGUCCCCCAGGAACGGCGAAAACCGGGGCCUCUCCGACCUUCAUUAUGCCGAGCUAAGGGCUUCAGUACUGGAGACGUGCCGCAGAGACCUUCACUGGAGAGCCAGCUUCCACCUUUCAAGUUCGGGAAUCACCCAAACAAACCAACCACCUCGUCGUCAUUGUCGUUGUCGGAAAUAUUCGCGGAUUCGCCUCCGCCGGAGAAACAUCAUCCGCGGUUCGGAGCUGCCGCAUUCGCUCUUCCACGCUCUCGGCAGGGCCUAUGUGCCAGCGGCCACUCGUCACGCAACGGAUCCCCUAUUGGGGGGCACACGAGGAAAGGCUCUAAUCCUUUGGUGAGACCUCGGAAGCAAUUUCGCCGAUCUCUCAGCAUGUUUGAGCAUCCCGAAGACGUGAUGAAACAGGAGAAGGGACGCCUCAGCCCCCCGCCGCCGUUGCUUCCUUCUAUAAUGGACGUUGAAGCACCUCACGUGCCCCAACUGCCUCAUUUUACCCCGAGUGAGAUUGGCGCCUUGCCACGGAUAACAAAGGAGACCAUGGUCGAGGUUCUUGACGGUCGCUACAAUCAUAUGUACGAAAAACGGGUCAUCAUCGACUGCAGGUUCGAAUAUGAGUAUAGUGGCGGGCAUAUCGAUGGGGCCAUCAACUUCAACGACAAGGAGCAGCUAUCAUCACAACUUUUCGACGUCGAACCGACCUCCAAGGCACUCCUCAUCUUCCACUGCGAGUAUUCUGCUCAUCGCGCCCCUCUUAUGGCCAAGUUCAUCCGCAACAAAGAUCGUGCUACCAAUGCUGAUCGUUAUCCUGCUUUGACGUAUCCCGAAGUUUAUAUCUUGGAUGGUGGGUAUAGCACCUUUUUCAAGGAUUAUCGGUCCCGGUGUUACCCCCAGAACUAUGUUGAGAUGCAUGCAAAAGAGCAUGUCCUCGAUUGUGAGCGAGGCCUCGGAAAAGUCAAACAACGAUCCAAACUUAUUAGAGCUCAAACUUUCGCCUUUGGUCAACACUCUCCCUCGAUUGAUUCUAGUCCCACGGCAAUGGGACGAAGUCGUCUUGACGGCGAUAUGGAUCUGGACAUGGGUGUCGAAUAUACCCCCGUUGCCGGACCACGACCAGGAGUCGAUGUUCUCAGGGGUCGAAAUCACCGGAUGCUUUCAUAUUAG
Capronia coronata CBS 617.96 is the source of this 1722-nucleotide messenger RNA. RefSeq lists its product as uncharacterized. Gene Ontology annotation, cellular component: cytoplasm; nucleus. Gene Ontology annotation, biological process: positive regulation of G2/M transition of mitotic cell cycle; positive regulation of G2/MI transition of meiotic cell cycle; G2/M transition of mitotic cell cycle. The record is from RefSeq and is a predicted model, not a curated record. The transcript is spliced from 3 exons. NCBI's taxonomy places the organism in Eukaryota, Fungi, Ascomycota, Eurotiomycetes, Chaetothyriales, Herpotrichiellaceae. Gene Ontology annotation, molecular function: protein tyrosine phosphatase activity. Bases 1 to 1722 code for a protein of 573 amino acids.